This is a messenger RNA of Dunckerocampus dactyliophorus (ringed pipefish), 2946 nucleotides long. It is a transcript of the gene scinlb, whose product is annotated as scinderin like b. The transcript is spliced from 17 exons. Gene Ontology annotation, cellular component: actin cytoskeleton; cytoplasm. Gene Ontology annotation, molecular function: phosphatidylinositol-4,5-bisphosphate binding; actin filament binding. Lineage: Eukaryota; Metazoa; Chordata; Actinopteri; Syngnathiformes; Syngnathidae. Gene Ontology annotation, biological process: barbed-end actin filament capping; actin filament severing; actin polymerization or depolymerization. Bases 290 to 2440 code for a protein of 716 amino acids. The record is from RefSeq and is a predicted model, not a curated record.
GGCGAACUUUGUCCCUUCCCUGUUUGAACACAUUAUGUAUCCUGGAACGAACCGGAAGUGGCUGGCCAUCAAAGUCUGACAGCUUAUUAUAAGGAAGACCAAGUGCGUGAAGGCCAAGAGAGAGCAUCUGGACCAUCCGACCAAUCAGCACGUCAGAUUCUGACAGAAAUCCCACCCUUUUUCCUGCUCUUCCUCCCCCAUUGACUACACAGGCGAGACGUGGGGAUCACUCCCACAUCUGCAGCCUCCGCCGACGUUUCUUCUCCAUUCAUCUCUUCAAAUAGCCAUCAUGGUGUCCCAUAAGGAGUUUGCAGGUGCAGGGAAACAGCCGGGCUUGCAGGUGUGGCGUAUCGAGAACCUGGACCUGAAGCCCGUCCCGAAGGCCCUGCAUGGCAACUUCUACACGGGAGAUGCCUACUUGCUGCUCUUCACCACCGCGGCCCCCUCCUACAACAUACACAUGUGGCUGGGUGAUGAGUGCUCGCAGGACGAAAGCGGCGCGGCAGCCAUCUUUGCCACACAGCUGGAUGACUUCCUGGGUGGUGGACCGGUGCAGUUCAGGGAGCUGCAGAGCUGCGAGUCCAACACCUUCCUGGGCUACUUUAAGUCCGGCAUCAAGUACCAGAAAGGUGGCGUGGCGUCUGGUUUCCAACACGUGGUGACCAACGGCACGAAUGUGAGCCGACUGCUUCACAUCAAAGGUCGCAGGGCCAUCCGAGCCACGGAGGUGGACAUGUCCUGGGCCAACUUCAACAAGGGAGACUGCUUCAUUGUUGACCUGGGAAAGGACAUCUAUCAGUGGUGCGGCAGUGAGUGUAACCGCUUCGAGAGGCUGAAGGCCUCCCAGGUGGCCAUCGACAUCAGAGACAACGAGAGAAACGGCCGCGCCAAGCUGCACAUGGUGGAGGAGGGCGAAGAGCCUGGAGCAAUCACGGAGGUGCUGGGGCCCAAAACUGCCAUUGCACCGAGUACUGCUGACGAUGACAAAGUGGACACGUCCAAUAGGAAUAAGGCUGCCCUCUACAUGAUUUCGGAUGCAUCUGGUUCCAUGAAGGUGUCUUGCGUGGCACCAUCCAGUCCCUUCAAACAGGCCAUGUUGUCUCCUGACGAGUGCUACAUUCUGGACAAUGGCGUGGACAAAAACAUAUUUGUUUGGAAAGGUCCAAAAGCCAACACAUCAGAACGUAAAGCCGCCAUGUCUGCAGGUCAGAAGUUCAUUAAUGAGAAAGGGCACUGCAGCAAGACCAAGAUCCAAGUACUUCCUGCUGGAGCCGAGACAACCCUGUUCAAGCAGUUCUUCAGUGACUGGAAGGACAAAGACGAGACCACCGGUCCGACUAAGGCCUUUGCUAUUGGCCGGAUCGCUAAAGUGGAACAGGUGCCUUUUGACGCGGGCAGCCUGCACUCCAAUAAAGUCAUGGCGGCUCAGCACGACAUGGUGGAUGACGGCAGCGGCAAAUUCCAGAUCUGGCGUGUGGAGAAUGGGGAAAAGGUUCCCGUGGAUCCUUCGCGUUACGGUCACUUCUACGGCGGUGACUGCUACCUCAUCCUCUACAGCUACAAGAAUGGACACAUCAUAUAUACUUGGCAAGGGCUGAAGGCUACACAAGAUGAACUUGCCGCUUCAGCGUUCCUCACCGUGAAGCUGGAUGACUCAAUGGGUGGAUCCCCAGUUCAGGUGAGGGUAACUCAGGGUCAGGAGCCACCCCACCUGAUGAGCCUGUUCAAGGGCAAACCUAUGAUCAUCCACAGUGGGGGAACAUCACGUAAAGGUGGACAGACUCAAACCGGAGGCUCUCGCCUCUUCCACAUCCGGCAGAGCUCCUCCCACGCCACCCGCGCCGUCGAGGUUCAAGUGUCUGCUUCCAACCUGAACACCAAUGAUGUGUUUGUGCUGAAGUCGCCGAGCGAGCUGUUUGUGUGGCGCGGUGUGGGCGCCAGCGAUGACGAAAUGCAGGCCGCCAAGCAUGUGGUGAGCUUCCUCGGGGGAAGCGCCAUCCCUGUGUCGGAGGGAAAAGAGCCAGCUGCGUUCUGGUCCGCCCUGGGUGGCAAGAGGGAAUACCAGACCUCCAAGAGUCUGCAGACAGUGAUCAAACCACCACGUCUGUUUGGCUGCUCCAACAAAACUGGAAGGCUCAUCGUUGAAGAAGUACCAGGAGAUUUUACCCAGUCUGACCUGGCCACUGACGAUGUCAUGAUUCUGGAUACCUGGGGCCAACUUUUUCUUUGGGUUGGCAAUGAGGCGAAUGCGCAGGAAAGGGCUGGAGCUCCCAAAAUAGCGAGGGAAUACCUGGAUUUGGACCCGGCCGGCCGUAAGGGGCUGCCCAUCACCACCAUCAAACAGGGAGCGGAGCCGCCAACGUUCACCAGCUGGUUCCAAGCUUGGGACCCCAAGAUGUGGGAGACAGAUCCGUUGGAUAGAAUCCGUGCCCGUUUCUGAGCACCAAACUCCUCUGAGUCUUUGGCUAACUUUGCACCUAUUUAGCACCUGUUGCCAUUGUUUCCUUACCUCUUUAAACACCUACCGUAAGUGCCAAAAGCCAAGCUUGCAAACAGAUUGAAAGGCUGAUACCACGCCCUGGUGGACCAAGAGGGUGGUACAGUGGUUUAGAAAAGGAUGCUUCCUCUCUUUGUCUGAUGUUAUAGUGGCUAAUCCAAAUGGGUUUAUUUAUCUUUUACUCCUCCAACUAGACAGCUUCACUCUCUCAGUUUAAGAGUAGGAAACUAUGUACGCAAGACAUUACAGACAAAUAUAUCAUCAUGCUUUUUCCCCAUACUGCCCAAUUAAUCCAUUGCCACGUUGUAUGUUGUUUGUCAUUUGUUUUCAUGCUGCUUUUUUUUUUUUUAUCCUGCUGUGAAAAGUAUAUGCAUGCACAUCAUUUAUCACAGUGUCCAUAGAAUGCUUUCAUGGUUGACUUUUAAAUAAAACUCACCCAGAGUUUGAAA